Molecule: messenger RNA, 1769 nt
Organism: Mytilus trossulus (common blue mussel)
Lineage: Eukaryota; Metazoa; Mollusca; Bivalvia; Mytilida; Mytilidae
Product: ER membrane protein complex subunit 10-like
Exons: 7
Coding region: 50-751 (233 amino acids)
Cellular component (GO): EMC complex
Source: RefSeq, a predicted model, not a curated record
CUGUUGGUUAAUCUAAAAUUUGACCUUACAUGACCCUAAUUCAUUAAAGAUGUCUGCGCCCAUGGAAAAUAUCCUGCUGGCUCUUAUUCUAUUUCUGAGCUCGUUUAUUGGUGUCAUAACUGAUGAAGAGUUUGAAGGAUUGAGAACAUUUACAUUAGAGCACAGUUUUGACACAGGUUGCACUCCAGUAUUUACAAAGAGGGGAACAAUAGCUGUAAGAUCUGUUAAAAGUAAUAGAGCACAUUUCUCACCAAAUGCACCACUGACCAUAGAGGAAAGAAACAAAUUGCAGGUUUUAGCCGAUAAUAAUGAAAUCUACAGACUUAGGAUUUCUGUGAGAAACACUGGUAAUUCUGAUGAAGAUUAUGUUACCUCUUAUACACCAGCAUGUGGAGUAUAUGAAUCAUCUCUCUCAGACCAUAUAUGGCUACAUUUUGACCAAUCAGGUGAACUUUUAGGAGUAUCCAUGGUUACAGAGCCAUCUGAAUGUCGUAAUAUAGAGGUGGAUAGUUCAGAUCUUAUGCAUUGGAAUACAACAGUAGAUAUUACUCAAACAGUUCAAGGACCACAACCUGAUACUCAAACUUACAUUGAGAAGUUGAAGAAAGAAGAAAGUGAGAAAAAGAAAGGACAACAGUCAGAUAACAGAUCCUUCUUUGCAAAAUAUUGGAUGUAUAUAGUACCCUUUGUGUUGGUGAUGAUGUUAGCAGGAGGGAAUUCAGAUGCACAAGGCGGAGGCGGAGGACGCUAACAUGCUGCUAAUAUUAUUUUUUUUCACCGUCAUAAUUUUUCAUAGUGAACAAAUUAUUUUUCUAAUAUUCUAGUGACAAAACCUUGAUUUUAAAUGCAAAACAUUUUCUUUAAAAAGUGUGAUACAAUGAGAUUGUUUAUAUAGUCUUUGUAUACCCAAGUCAUUUAUCCAAAUACAACAUCAAAAAUCAAUUAUAUGCAAACUCGAAAUUUUAUUUGGCUUCUUUAUUCUAAACUUGGAGAAGAAUAAAAUGUGAAAACUGUCACACAUUUUGCACAACGUUUCAGAUUGGUCCAUUCUUCGAUUUCGCGAAACCUGAAACUCUGCAAUAUAAUUACGAUAAAAGUACUUUAAAUUAUUCUAUUGUUCAUAUUUCUGUUACCCGUAUUUUCAUUUGAAUUGGCCGGAGAGAGUGCAUGGUUAGGAUGUAAUAGCCCGGUAUGCGUGUAUGGCCUUGUAAAGUAACUUUUUGAAAGAACGUUCCGGGUGUUCCCUUUUCCUUUAAAAAUGAUCUAUAAAUUAAAAUGUUGAUGUUGGCUUAGAAAGUUAUGUAAUGUCUACACUACGGUGAUUAUACUGAUAUAAAGUAGGUACGAAGAAACCUAACAAAAGUAAACGUGUUCAAUCGUUUCAUUAAUUUAUACCUCUAUCUAACAAUGAAAUGUAAAGAGGUUGAAGAGAUUUAUUAUGCAUGUGUAUGCUUGAGACGACUUUGUAUGAAUAUUUAAGGUGGUAGUCCUAGGUUAAGGGAAAUAACUCUUAAAAUCAUCAGUACGUUUGAGUCAGCCAUUUUUGUAAAUAUCUUCUAAGCUUCUAGGAUACAUAGAUUAUUUUCAAUCUGUUUCAGGUAAAUGCUUAAAAUACAUUAAUAAAACUUGACUAUUACAAACGCAUCACUGAAUUAAAGAGUUAUCUCCCUGGACCAAGGUCUACCCCCUUAAUGUCAAUCUUUGAAAGAAAUUCCAUUGUUUUUUGUCGUUUUUUACGAACUAUUGUAAUAAAAGAAUACAUAAAUGUA